AUGUUCCACCUCACCUGGCAAGACUUUCUUUCUUUAGGAACAGUUUCCAGUAAGCCUUCUCUCAUAGAUCCACCCUGGAAAAAAGUGAAUAUUACACACUGUAUUUGUCAGAGUCUCUGAAAUUGCAAGUAGUCCAGGGUUCUAUGCCUUCUAUUCAUACAGCAGCAAAAAGGUUAAGUAAGGACCUAUGGACCUUGAUUCUUGCUACGCUAUUUCGGCGAUAAUCAUAAGAGUGUUCAAAAGGCUAAAUUUCUUCCCAGAGGCCAGGAGGAGGAGUGAAUGGAGAAGGAAUCUUCUCUUUUCUUGUGGAUUGCCCAACAAAUAUGCAGCAUUUCUUCAGAGGUUCCUUGCUCCUCCCAAGAACAUGAUGGGUCUGUACAUUACCAGUGUCCCCUCUAUCCUUAAAAAGUCAGCACUCACCAACUGGCCUUGGAUCAGUGGAUCAUUGCUUCUUGUCUCUAUACCCCAAACUACUGUAAAGGAGCCCCAAAACAUGGCAUCAUUCAGAGCAUGCCAGUUAGCUGGUAAAUCAGUGUGUCUUGGCUUUUCUGGGUUCAUUGCAAAUUUCUUCCUGUGAAAAUAUUUCUAAAAGAGAGUGAGAGUCUCUUCUACAAGGGGUAUGAGGAUUUGAUUGCUCAGUAUUACUUUUGUAAGUAG
Messenger RNA from Jaculus jaculus (lesser Egyptian jerboa), 657 nucleotides. Its product is annotated as bone morphogenetic protein 15. Gene Ontology annotation, molecular function: growth factor activity. The record is from RefSeq and is a predicted model, not a curated record. NCBI's taxonomy places the organism in Eukaryota, Metazoa, Chordata, Mammalia, Rodentia, Dipodidae.